AUGGGAAAGAUGAACUACUUCCUUGGAUUGCAAAUCAAGCAACUAAAAGACGGAAUCUUUAUCAACCAAUUAAAAUAUUGCAAAGAGCUGCUAAAAAUAUUUGAAAUGGAUGGUUGUAAAGCAAUGUCAACACCAAUGGGCUCCGGAACCUAUGUUGAUCAAGACGAAUUGGGCUGUAAAACAGAUAGAAAAAACACUAGUGGAACGUGUCACAUCCUUGGUAAUGCUCUAGUAUCAUGGUCCUGUAAGAAACAAGCGUGUGUUGCUCUUAGUACGGCUGAAGCAGAAUACAUAGCAGCGGGCAGUUGCCGUGCACAGAAUCUUUGGCUAAAGCAACAAUUAAGUGACUAUGGAAUCGAUCUUGGAUGCAUACCACUCCGAUGCGACAACACAAGUGCAAUUAACAUCACAAAGAAUCCGGUCAUGCACUCGAGGACCAAACACAUAGACAUUCGACACCAUUUCCUUCGCGAUCAUGUACUUAAAGGCGAUGUCGAAGUUACCUUUGUCGAUACUCACAAUCAACUGGCGGAUAUUUUCACAAAACCACUCGCAAAAGAACCAUUCUAUAAGAUUCAAAGAGAACUUGGCAUUUUGGAUGAAGGUGACAUAUAA
This is a messenger RNA of Lathyrus oleraceus (garden pea), 615 nucleotides long. RefSeq lists its product as uncharacterized. Bases 1 to 615 code for a protein of 204 amino acids. NCBI's taxonomy places the organism in Eukaryota, Viridiplantae, Streptophyta, Magnoliopsida, Fabales, Fabaceae. The transcript has 2 exons. The record is from RefSeq and is a predicted model, not a curated record.